ACCCGAGUUCCAGUUCGUCGUCGUCUUCCCUCUCCUCUUGUCGUAAGUCGUUCCUCUCGAUCGUCGAGUACGGUUGAUUUGAGCUGGUUCGUGACCGACAUCGUCGUCCUCUUCCCUCUUGUCUUGAGCCUCCCUGUCAGGCCGGCCUUUUCUGGCGUGGGCUUGAAGGCCGGGCGGGUAAACGCGAGACGGAAUACUUUUCCUGUCGGCGUCUCACGCACAAGGCGACAGUCAAGCCUUUGAUUUCAUGGGCAGGAGGAGGGUAAAUUCCAUCACCCAAACUUUCCAGCAUCCUGGCCUUGCGCACUCGCUUUCUCGUGGUUUGGCCUGGCCUUAGUCAGGCUUCUCGGGUGAAGAGGGUGCAGGCAGACAGGCAUGGAAGGCGGGAGGUGGGAGGCUGGAGGCGUGCGCUGACUCAUUGGGUCUGGUUGUCCUCUUGGAGGAUCAGUGUGUGUAGGUAGUCAUUGCGAGAGCUGGCAGCUUGCUAGUGGUCUCACUGAAGGCUCUUUGAUCGGUUGUCUGGAAGCACACCUCUCCCUCUCUCGUUCUCAAUUGCUGGCCCGCCCGCUGGACUAGCGGACUGCUCACUCGUCGUGUGUUGGGCGUGCUCUUGUCGCUCUCGGUUCGUUUUCCGAGUGAGUCGUUGUUGCGGUUGUGGCCGUUCGUUCCUUCGUUGGUUCGUUCGUUGGUUCGUUGGUUGGGUAUUGUGAAUGGAAUAAGCUGUUCAAAGAGGCUGAACACGUACCACCAGUAUAGAGCAUUUCCAGAGCCUCACUUCGAUCUCGGAACCAUCGUGUUCAACCAAAUGUGUUGGGUGAAGUGCGAAUCAACAUGGUGAAUUGGCGGGUGUGACCACCAUGACCAGUGUCGUGGGCGGACCCUUUCGACCCCCGGCCGGAUCCACGGGAUCCCAUGCCGGGGGUGCGGUGGGCGGCGGUGGCAGUGGCCCCGCCAGUCUGCAUUUAGGCGUGACCAGUCCGGGUGGGACCCAAUCCGGAUUUUCGGCUUCAUCCUCCCACCAUUUCCUGGGCGGUGCUCAAGGGGCAGCCGGCGUCAAACCCGUGCCCAUGAAACUCUUUGCCACCUGGGAAGUGGAUCGGACCCCCCCGAAUUGCAUCCCCAGACUCUGUACACUCACCUUGACCAGACUCGUGCUCAACAAAUCUCUGGGAGCCGAUCUUAAUUCAGUGAUCAUUGCUGUGAAGAUGCAGAGUUCCAAACGUACCUUGAGAUCCAACGAAAUUGAACUCCCACCAAGUGGACUAUUGGAUACCGAGUUGGAGCUAACGUUUUCACUGCAGUAUCCACACUUUCUGAAGCGGGAAGGCAACCAACUGCACAUCAUGCUGCAACGACGAAAGCGGUACAAAAACAGGACCAUUUUGGGCUUCAAGACUCUGGCCACAGGCAUCAUCAAUAUGUCCCAGGUGUUGCAAAAGCAAAUGGACUUGGAACUCGAGCUCUAUGGCGAUGUGAAAGAGAAGACGGCCGGAUCAGCCAUUGGGAAAGUUUUCAUGCUCUCUUUAUCCAGUCAGCCUGUGGACCACAACGAAGAGGACUCCGCUUCCCAAGCCAAGAAGGAACCGUAGACCCUGCUGAAAUCGAGGAUCUCUUCGAGCAGCUGGAAGAUUUCAGUGACUCGGGACCGGAUGUGGAUACAAUCAGUAUUGGCUCCACUCCCAAGCCAUCGCUCAAGCCGUUCUUCUGCUCCAGCAAGAACUUGUUGAAUGAAGCCAGGGUGGCUGUCAACGAAAUCUCACUCCACAAAGACUCGACAAAUUUAGUGACUUCUGGCCAAAAUGUUGCGGGAUCGGGGGCUGGAAACCCAUUUGGAUCCCUCACUAUGGCUUCUAUCACUCCAACAGAUCAAACCAAUACUGCUUCCAAUAGUGGCGUGGGUGGAUCCCAUGGAGGAGCAGGGGUGGUGUGGGAGGUGCAGGAGGUGGACCAAGCGGGCCAGGAGGCGGUUAGGGCAGUGAUCGGCUCAGCGAUGACAGUUCAAAGGAGGCGGUGUCCGACUCGCAUCCAGAAACGCUCACGGAUCCCGAGUUUUCUGAUCCAAAAGACCUCCAGUAGCGGAGAGAACCGCCGAAGUCGGCUCUUUGCCAAGGAGAAACGAGGCGAGGGAUCGUUUUCGCUGAAACAACAGAAGAUUGUCUCGUCUUCGGCCUCGUCCGCCGCUCAGAUGGCCAAUGAUAUGAACCAUUCUUCGAAUCCCACGGCCAGUUUGAGCUCAACCACGAUGGCCUCGAUCUCGAACGCCAUGCCACCACAUCCCAUUCGCAUUGAACGAAUGAAUUCGCAGCAAGACACCGCCAGUGUAAGUAAUCACGGAUCCGAAGGUGCCAUAACCAUUGAUCGAAUCUUCAGAAGCGGGUUCCAAAUCCUGGCAAGCGGAGACAACUACAGUAUGAAUAGGCUUCCCACAUCCCUGCACAUGCCCAUUCCUCGAAAAGUGCUCUUGGAGCAGUUAAGCCGCGUUCUUCCCAGUGAUGCCAAUGCAUUGCCGGAUCAGAUCUUUCUGGCCAAUACCUGUGAUCGACAAGGCGCCCAUUUGGCGACCAAACUAGCCGAAUGUGGCCGAAGAGUCAUUUGUACAGCUGGACCAGCCGAUGUCAAGGCCACGUUGACUUGUCUUGUGGCCAAGAUCCAGAAGUUUUGCAAUACGAAAACCGAAUCUCCACCCUCGGUGAAGGUCGUCCUGAUUGGCUCAGACACGUUUGUCAAUUCAGUUCUUCGACCCUACGUGGACGUGUUCUCCUCCAAACCCCCGGAUUGGCAAUCCUACAUCAAGUUUUUCAUCAUUCCCCUUGGUGUCAACACCGUAUCAAAAUACAUCGGGAGUCACGACCCGACCUAUUCAUCCCUGUUCCUGCAUGAAUCUUGGCGAGAGCUACUCGAAAAAGCAGAACCCGGUAAAUCUGAUGUCAUCGAAUUGGUUUCGAGGAUCAACCAAUACCUCGAUUGCCCAACGGAGUGCCUCCUUCAUCUCCCUGUGGCAGAAGCCAUGGUCACCUACAAAGAAAAGAGUUCGGAUGAGGAGUCCACCAGCCAGGUAUUCAUUCCAUUUGUCAGUGAUGUUCGAGUCGGAAGCGAUGGCCAUGGGAAUCACUCCAUUGACCUUGACGAAGCAUCAUCCACUAUGAGCAUUGGAGGAGCCGGAGGAAGUGGUUCCAAUUUAGUGGGGAGCAAUUCCGAUCGCUUGAUGAAUGAGGUUGGGUCUCCAAGCGCCUCUGGAUCCAACCUCACCGGGAGUGGAAAUGCAAGAGAUAAACUCUCUCCGCCUUCAUCGCCUCAUGUGGGAAAGGAUGGACGAACCGAGUUCUUUUCUGAGCCAGUGGACCUUCAGCUCGAUUACUGGAUCCAUGAUUGUGCUUCCAAUUCUAAUAGCAUGGGUUCAAAUCUCGGUCCGGGUUCAAGACGUGGCGAAGGAAACGCCAAGAAUGAUGCCAAGAAGAGCUCCAAGGACGAUUUGAAAAGCUCGAUCAAAACGAGUAUUCGGUUCAUGCAGAUCCAGAAAUCCUCGUCGGGGGGGAUCCACUUUGGGCCGGUUUUCGGCAACGAACCCCAAUCUUCAAGUUCGCCAUCUAACAGUGGGAUAGCUUGUACCUUCAGUAUGCAAUAUUGGAUCAAAGAAAAGAAACCAAAAACCGUGAUGCGCCUUGGGAAGAAGAAGGAAAAGGACGGCACCAACGACGUGAAGAGCCAGUCUGUUGAUGGCAUCACAAGGCUUAUUUGUCUUUCGAAGGCCCAAAACCCACUCAAAGUUCACAUUGACGGUCUUGAGUGGCUGGGCGUGAAGUUCUUCCAACUGUCAUCGCAGUGGCAAACCCACAUCAAGUCAUUUCCAAUCGCAACGUUCCACACCGGAUCAAACACUCAGACGGCGCUCUGAAUCCAAACCAAUCCAACAAAAUUGUAGCCAUAUUACUGUGAGGAAAGACUUAUCUUUUGGGUCUCCUCCGCCUCCUCCAUCAAAAUCUUAGCUCGUAGCCUUGAAAAGGACAUCCGAGUUACACCCCCAUCUUCUAUCUCCUAUUUCCUCUGUUUUGCAUCUGAGGGUUGCUUCACUACGUCCCCCACGCCCCAAGUUUCCAAAUGUUCUGGACUUUAGUGUUCUUCAAAAAGAAUAUGUAUUUUUCCCCCUUAUCUUCGCCCCCACCCCACCCCCUCCCCCCUCAUCAUUUCGGCUCUCCAAUGAAAUAUGAAAUGGAAUAUUGUCUCAAUGUAUCACACAUACCCACACUCUGAUUGUCACCACGACUACAUUGGUACAAACUAUUUUUGAUAUUUCCAACCCAAUCUCCAUGGUUCUCUUGCCGAGUACUUCUUGAAGUGGUAAAAUGAUGAAGACCAAGAGCCCUCCCUCAUUCUACUACAAGCUCCAACCCGGCCCAAAUUUGGAAAAUAAUUUGUUGUUGGUUUCAUGGGAACAAAUGAUUUGAGCUUUCAGACUACACCGGACACCUAUUUUUGAGAACCUUCAAGUUUGUCUCUGUGUCUCAAAACCAACCCACCACCAUUAUACAAAACCCAAGCUUGAGUCAAGUACCCAAUCUUCACUCUAUAGUCACCCUGAAACACCUUAUUGACUCGUCUCUUCGAUGAGUCCUCCUGGCACGCCUUAGUUGUUGGCAUUACGGCUGUUGAUUAACACUGUCACUUCAGGAUUAGUUAGCUUUGUUGAAAUAGUUGACUUGUAGCAAGUCUUAAGCGAAAGAAAUAGUCAUUCUGUACAGAUGUUCUUCCCCGCCUCCUCUUCUUCGACAACAACAACAACCCUGCACAACAAAAGCUACGAACAUUGGUUCAAUUCUAAAUGUAUUCAACCAGUUUCAAGACAAGUUCCAGCGUUCCCAAAAUGAAUCUGUUCAAAUUCUUGCUUUCAUCCCUCCGCCCUAAUUCGCUUAAGAGCAAGCUUUGCAAGACCAAACUUUAAAUGACAGAAGCAAUUCCUUACACAUAUCAACCAAUGCUCCAGAGAGCGUUGGGUGAUAGCUCUGGCUCUCAAUGAAGAAAUAUUGCAACUUAAUGCACCCCCACUCUCCUGGGUUUGUGGAUCUGGCAAUAAUUUAUCCUUUGAUACCGAACUGAAAAUGUGCGAUUGGUUCAUUUUAAUUAAUUGGUGAUAUUUGGUUUCGAAAUCAAACAAACGAGCAUACUCACGUUCUACUUAAGACGAGGUUGAAAGCUUUCACCUCCACCGCUUCCGAUAUUCCAACAACUGAAUCUGGUGACCCUGAUCAAAUCCGUAACUCGUACUGGAAAUUUUCAAACAGUAAGCCGCCGUUUUUUAUCACCCCAUAGAGUAAAACGUUGUUCAUUUAUCUUGUACUUCAGUACCCUUUGUUUCAUCGUGAUCAUUUCGUGCACUGUUCAGGUUCAGUAGGCCGCUCUUUGAGAUCUGGCUUACGUGGCUUUGUAAUGCUUGCAUGUUGAUGUGUAAAUUGAGAGUUCAUUGCAAAAAAAAACAACCACACUUGUUUUGUGAACGAAUAAGAUACUUCCAAUAUGAAUUACUAUUAGUACUACAGAAGUGUUACAAUUAUUGCAAUCUUACGGCAACCAUACUCGGCCACUAGCUAUAUCUGAUCUGUGACAAAGAACCACGCCAUGUAUUGUUCCCGGCCCAAAAGCAUAAUUAAAUUUUAUGCCAAACCGA
Tigriopus californicus is the source of this 5662-nucleotide messenger RNA. It is a transcript of the gene KrT95D, whose product is annotated as phosphofurin acidic cluster sorting protein 2-like. NCBI's taxonomy places the organism in Eukaryota, Metazoa, Arthropoda, Copepoda, Harpacticoida, Harpacticidae. Gene Ontology annotation, biological process: protein localization to plasma membrane. The record is from RefSeq and is a predicted model, not a curated record.